Daktulosphaira vitifoliae (grape phylloxera) is the source of this 3239-nucleotide messenger RNA. RefSeq lists its product as uncharacterized. Lineage: Eukaryota; Metazoa; Arthropoda; Insecta; Hemiptera; Phylloxeridae. Bases 1 to 3138 code for a protein of 1045 amino acids. The record is from RefSeq and is a predicted model, not a curated record. Gene Ontology annotation, molecular function: metal ion binding. The transcript is spliced from 18 exons.
AUGAAGCGGUACAUUUUUGUCACGUUACAAUGUAUUUUAAAUUUUGGGUUUAUAUCUGAUAUUAUUAUGGCAUCUAAUAAUGAAAACUUAAAUCAAAAUUUUGACGAUAAAUUUAAUCUUCUUAAUCAUUCGUUAUUUGAAAAUGUUAUACCAGUGUAUAAGUAUAAAUGCUUACGUACCGGGAUUACUAUUGUAUUUGGUGAUAUUGAUGGUCCUCUCGUAAAUGGAUAUUUCACUUUGGCUACAGAAGCUCACGAUAAUGAUGGUAUUCCACAUACAUUAGAACAUUUAAUAUUUCUUGGAUCAGAAGAGUAUCCUUACAAAGGAGUUCUUGAUUUGGUGGCAAAUCGUUGUCUUGCUUCAGGAAUCAAUGCCUGGACUGAUGUAGAUAAUACUUGUUAUACUGUCAGCACAGCCGGGAGUGAAGGAUUUCUUUCAUUUCUUCCAAUUUAUCUUGAUCAUAUUUUAUAUCCUACAUUAACUGAUGCUGGUUUUGUCACAGAAGUUCACCAUAUAACUGCGGAAGGUGAAGAUGCUGGUGUUGUUUAUUGUGAAAUGCAAGAACGUGAAAAUACUGCAGAAUCUAUUAUAAAACGUUCAUUGUUUAAAAAACUGUAUCCCGGCGAAUGUGGCUACAAAUCAGAAACACGAGGUAUCAUGAAAAAUUUACGAGAGUCAACUACUAUAGAAAAAAUUCGCAAAUACCAUAAUGCAUAUUACCGACCUGAAAAUCUGUUACUUCUAGUUACUGGAAAAGUUAACCAUUCUUCUUUAUUUAAUAGUCUAGAACCAGUUAUCCAAAAGAUUUUAUCAAAAGGAAGCCGAGGAGAAUAUGUAAAACCAUGGCAAAAUACUGUAGAUCCUUUAACAGAAUCUUCAAAUUAUGUAGAACUAUUUCCAUGUGAUGAAGAGACCAAUGGUGUUAUCAAUGUUGGAUGGAGAGUCCCAGUUGGUUCAAAUCAUAAAUACAAAUAUUUUGCUUGUGUGACACUUUUAUAUUAUUUAACUGAUACUCCAAUUAGUGCUUUACCAAAGGAGUUUGUUGAAAUAUCUGACCCAUUGUGUAGCUUGGUCUCUUACUCUAUAAAUCAACAUUUAAGUAUAGUUCUUGAAUUUGAAAAUGUACCAAUUCAAAAAUUAAAAGAAGAACUAAUACCAUUGAAAUUAAAUGAAGUAUUUAAUAAGCUUAAUAGUGAUGAUGGUUAUUUUAACCUAGAAAAACUGAGAUUGUGUAUUAAAAAAUAUAAGCUAUCGAUAUUAAGUAAGCUAGAAACUCAUUCUAGUUCUACUUUAGCCAGUUUAGUUAUUGAAGACUUUUUGUAUGGAAAGAGUCAAACAGAUUUAGACGAAGGAUUAAAUACAAUUAGAAUGCUGAAGAAACUUCUCAGAGAAGAUAUCUCGUUUUGGAAACAGAUUGUAAGAGAUUAUUUUAUAAACAAUCAUAAAGUUAUUGUAAGAGGAAUCCCAUCUAUAAAAAAACAACAAGAGCUAGCUAAUGAAGAAAUGCAAAGAAUAUCAAAACGCAAAAAAGAUUUAGGGGAUGUUGGUUUAACAUUAAAAGCUAUUGAACUACUGAUUGCUAAAACAGAAUGUGAAAAAAAACCCCCUAGUGAAAUGUUGACGUCAAUUAAAAUUCCUAAUGUUGAACUAUUAAACCUUUUAACUUAUGAUACUUUUACAUCAAAUUCAAUAAACCAACACAAUAUAUUUAAAACUUCCGAAGUUCCAUUAUUUGUUGAAAUUGACAAUGUUAAAAGUAAUUUUAUUUAUAUGAAUGCACUUAUCAACACUAAAGACUUGGAAUUGAAUCUUAGAAAGUACUUACCUCUUUUUCUUGAUUUGAUCACGCAAAGUACUAUAAUACGAAAUGGUGUAAGAUUAGACCAUAUGGAUGUCAUUGCAAAAUUAGAAAAAGAUGCUGUUUCGUGGAAUACAUCUGUUGGAAUCGGACCAAUAUCACGGUUUUCUUGUGGAACUUUUUCCUCUGUUGUACUUCUAUCACUUUAUGUCGAACCAGAAAAAUAUCAUAAAAGUAUCAACUGGCUUCAUGAUUUUCUAUAUAAUACAGUCAUUACUAAAGAAAAGUUUUCUUUUAAUUUGUCAAAAAUUAUAAAUGAAGUUGCUUACUAUCGUAGUCAUGGAUGCCAUGUAUUAAAUGAUAUUUAUAGAAAUAUAAUUUCGAAACAAGAUAGUAAUAAUUACGCAUUUAAUAUUUCAAGACAAUAUAAGUUUUUAACUAGCUUGCAAAAAACAAUUGAAACUGAAGAAGGUUGGGAAGUUGUAAAUAAAGAUUUAAAUAAAUUAAAAUUAUUUUUGGCUAAUCCAGAUAAUAUUAAAUUACACAUAACUGGUAAUUUGGAUAAAUUAUGUGAUAUUAUUCCUGAAGCAUCUGUUGCAUUACAAAAAAUUAUUCCAAAUAAUUUAAAGACAUCAGUACAUCCAUUUAAAACACAGUCUGACUUUGAUUCUAUAUUACCUCUAAGCCAAUGUGGAAUUCGAGCUUGUAUUGUUGGAAUGGAUUUUAUUAAAUCAAGUUAUUUCAUUCAAGUAUCUGAUUCUAUAAGCGAUUAUAACCAUCCAGACAUAGCUGCUCUUUAUGUACUUUUGCAAUAUUUCUCUCAGUUUAAAGGACCUAUUUUUAAGGAAAAUCAAGAAUCAGGUUAUGCAUAUGUUUGUGGUAUUUAUCUAAAUAUUAGCGAAGGAAAAAUUUGCUUACAUUUAUCAGAAUCUGUAAAUGUACCAGCUGCUUACCAAGCUACUAAAUCAAUAAUAGAUAAACAUUUAUCGACUGGAUUUUCUUGGGAUCAAACACUGUUUGAGUCAGCAAAAUGUUCUGUCACAUUUGAUAUAAUUAAGAGUACAAUGAGUACAUUAUCUUCACAAUCAAUUUUGUUACAUUUCCGAAAUUUGAAACAAACUUAUUACCAGGAACUUGUUAAAAAAAUAUCACUAGUAAAACUUGAAGAUCUUUCUGAAAUAGGCAGAAAAUAUGUGAUACCAUUAUUCAAUCCACAAUCUUCCAUAACUGUAAUGGUAUGUCCUACUAUAAAAAUUGAAGAAACAGCUAAUGAAUUCGAAAAAAUUGGUAUUAAAAUGAAUAUUUAUAAAUCUUUAGAUGAAAGUUUUCUAAAUAACUAAUAAAUAAUAAUAUAAAUUUAUCGUUUUAUUAUGUUAACUCAUAUGCUUUAAAAAUUUUUUGGUCUAGUUUAAUAUUUUAAUUGACUUUUUCUUGUGUUUAC